Molecule: messenger RNA, 1409 nt
Organism: Oncorhynchus masou masou (cherry salmon)
Lineage: Eukaryota; Metazoa; Chordata; Actinopteri; Salmoniformes; Salmonidae
Product: zinc finger protein with KRAB and SCAN domains 1-like
Exons: 7
Coding region: 106-1137 (343 amino acids)
Biological process (GO): regulation of transcription by RNA polymerase II
Cellular component (GO): nucleoplasm
Molecular function (GO): RNA polymerase II cis-regulatory region sequence-specific DNA binding; DNA-binding transcription repressor activity, RNA polymerase II-specific
Source: RefSeq, a predicted model, not a curated record
GCGCGCAGGCGGAAGUUUACAGUACUGGCUCAUCCGAUUCUCCAUGCUCAGAGUCUAAUCAAACAAUAAAAUACCAGUGAAAUCAGCAUCCGCCUCGAGCAUACCAUGACUGAACCGAGUCCGGCCCAGAAAAGCUCACAGCCAGGUCAAGAGAUGGCGUCAGUGAAGCUGGAGGACUGCAGUCAAACACUGGAGCUCAAUGUGAUUGUCAAAAAAGAGGAAGAGGAGGAUGAGAGAAGAACCGAGGAAGAGAACGGGGGAGUAGAACAGGAGAGGGAAGACGGUAACGUUGACUCGGAUAUAGAAGGAGAGGAGGACCAGGAAGCAGAAGGAGGAGGAGGUGUGGCCAACCCAGGACUUGUUACUGUUAAAAGAGAAGAGGAGGAGGAGGAUGGAGAGGAGGAGAUUGGGGACAGAGAGGAGGAGGAGGAUGGAGAGGAGGAGGUUGGGGACAGAGAGGAGGAGGAUGGGGACAGGACCAACCCAGAAACAGGAGAGGGUGCCAGCUCAGACAAAGAGAGACCGUUCCUCUGCUCCCAGUGUGGUAAGCGGUUCACUGCACCAAGCAGCCUGAAGACUCACAUGCAGAGACACAGCGGAGAGAAACCCCACCAGUGCUCCUUCUGUGGGAAGCGCUUCCUACGAUCCACAGACCUGAAGAGACACCAGAUGAUCCACAAAGCAGUCACCUCGGACAGACCGUACCGUUGUUCCACAUAUGUGCGGCAGAGACAGUUACCUAUGACCAGCCUGAGGAUCCACCUGAAGAUCCACAGCGAAGACAAACCGCACCAGUGUUCCGUCUGCGGGAAGCGUUUCCUGUGGCUCUGUGUUCUGAAGAGACACCUGGUGGUGCACAAAGCAGGAGAGAGCGCCAACUCGGACCCAGACAGCCCAGGGGAUCCCGAACAGGGGCAGAAGCCGUACCCGGACCCUAAAAGACUGUACCUCUGCUCAGAGUGUGGCAAGAGGUUCACCACAGCGCCUUUACUAAAGUCUCACAUGAAGUCUCACAGUGGGGAGAUACACCACCAGUGCUCCGUCUGUGGGAAGUGUUUCCUGCUGUUCAAGGACCUCAAGAGACACCAGGAGAUCCACAAAGGUGAGAGAGAGACACUCGGAGAUCCACAAAGGUGAGAGAGAGACGCCGGGAGAUACACAAAGGUGAGAGAGAGACCCGGGAGAGACACAAAGGUGAGAGAGAGACGCCGGGAGAUCCACAAAGGUGAGAGAGACACCAGGAAAUCCACCACAGCGCCUUUACUAAAGUCUCACAGUGGGGAGAUACACCACCAGUGCUCCGUCUGUGGGAAGUGUUUCUUGCUAUUCAAGGACCUCAAGAGACACCAGGAGAUCCACAAAGGUGAGAGUGAGACACUGGGAGAUCCACAAAGGUGAGAGAGAGACAC